Molecule: messenger RNA, 1062 nt
Organism: Leptosia nina
Lineage: Eukaryota; Metazoa; Arthropoda; Insecta; Lepidoptera; Pieridae
Source: the annotation of a GenBank genome assembly
AUGGCUAACUAUACUCAACAGAGAAGAAUAAACGAGAAAGAGCAACGCCGCGUUAAACACGCAGCUAUCAAAUGGACAAAAAGUUCGAAGUUUGAUGAAGGUUUUCCGACGUUCGUGACGCACGCGCGCGCGCACAUUGCUUUUUCGUGUAGUAAAAGCAUUCGGAACAAAAGUCAGUAUAUUUCGGUGUUGCUCACGUUUAAACAUAGUAUCGCCCACGCGCCGCCUGAAAUCCCGUCGCCCGAACUUUCAGUCCCAUCUCAAAUCCCGACGCACAAACACGCAACAGGUAUAAUGAGUCGUGUAGGAAGAACUAGGCGUACCCGAGUCUAUGACUGCAAUUACAACAAAGGUGAGAGCUACUAUCGGCCAGUACUCGACCGUCUGGAUGGGAAGGCGCCAGUAGCUCGUGAGCCUGAGAAGGAGCGUAUCAGGUCUGAUGUCGAGAACCGUAUUAGGAGCGCCCUGGACGACAUUGAAGCACCGGCUGAGGAUCUCUUCGAUUCAAGAGGUGGGCGCGUACAGCGAGGCAGACCACUGUCAUCUGCUUUGGAAGACGAGGAAUUUAGUGAUGAUAUCACUGAAUCACUGAAACGUUUACGCGCCAACAAGAAGAUUUCUCGUUUCUCCGACGACAUUGACUUCGAGAACAGCGUGUCGAACCUGGAAAACCGAAUGAAGAUAUCCGACAAGAUUCUCGAGAGUGCUGGUAUAGGACAGACUGAAAUGUCAAGCGCGCGGCGGGCUCUCAAAGAGAACGAGGACCGCACUGAAAAGCGCAUAGCGCGUAGACUGAACGAAGACAGCUCUUUGACUAAAUGGACAGCAAUCAAGGACAUCGAUGACGAAUCAGCUGCGGUGCAAAGAGCUAAAGCUACAAGAGCUCGUCUUUCUGAUCUAGAAGACGAAAUGUCAGAACUUACAGAACGAAGCGCUGCUAGGGAGAAACGCGCAGCACGCCUCAGAGCACUCGUAGCAGAUACCGAUGCCUGCGACACAACAGUUGCAGCAACAAAAAUCACAGUCCGCGCUGAGAGAGAGAAGAAGCAAGUCACCUUUUAA